Messenger RNA from Suillus clintonianus, 624 nucleotides. RefSeq names its product SecY subunit domain-containing protein. Gene Ontology annotation, biological process: post-translational protein targeting to membrane, translocation; SRP-dependent cotranslational protein targeting to membrane, translocation. NCBI's taxonomy places the organism in Eukaryota, Fungi, Basidiomycota, Agaricomycetes, Boletales, Suillaceae. Bases 1 to 624 code for a protein of 207 amino acids. The transcript is spliced from 2 exons. Gene Ontology annotation, molecular function: signal sequence receptor activity; transmembrane protein transporter activity; ribosome binding. The record is from RefSeq and is a predicted model, not a curated record. Gene Ontology annotation, cellular component: Sec61 translocon complex; membrane.
AUGUUCACUCUCCUCAUCGUUCAACUCGUCACUGCUGCCUUCUUUGUUAUCCUCCUCGACGAGCUCCUUCAGAACGGUUACGGUCUCUGGGCCGGUAUUUCCCUUUUCAUUGCAAUUAACAUCUGCGAAUCCAUCGUGGCCCAGAGUUCGAAGGUGCCGAACUUCAUGAACCUCCUUGCGGUUAUACAAAGCCUCCACGUUGAGAUCCUUGUCAAGAGCAACAGAUUCCGCGGUCAACGCGGCAGCUACCUCAUCAAGAUAUUCUAUACCAGUAACAUGCCAAUCAUGCUCCAGAGCGCACACUUACAUCAAACGUCUCCGGGCAGUAGCUGGUAUCGCAUACUACAUGUCGCCCCCACACACCAUCGAAGAAGCUUUCCUCGACCCCAUCCACACACUCCUCUACAUCAGGUGAUGGCUGGUCAUCAUGAGAGUUUGAUGUACAACGAACUCAAGCGCGUUAUUCCUACCGCCGCUGCUUUUGGAGGCGCUAUUCUGGGCCGCAAGAGACAAGGGUGGAAGGCCCUCCAUCGUCUACCACGCCCGCAGACACCUGAGCUCAUCCCGGAAGCUCCCAGGGACCUCGCUGCGAUUGUGGAGAUUUCAGAGGCGGCUGCCAAGUAG